Messenger RNA from Hippocampus comes (tiger tail seahorse), 3983 nucleotides. It is a transcript of the gene prox1a, whose product is annotated as prospero homeobox 1a. Gene Ontology annotation, cellular component: nucleus. NCBI's taxonomy places the organism in Eukaryota, Metazoa, Chordata, Actinopteri, Syngnathiformes, Syngnathidae. Gene Ontology annotation, molecular function: DNA-binding transcription factor activity, RNA polymerase II-specific; RNA polymerase II cis-regulatory region sequence-specific DNA binding. The transcript is spliced from 7 exons. The record is from RefSeq and is a predicted model, not a curated record. The coding region runs from base 713 to 3346 and encodes 877 amino acids. Gene Ontology annotation, biological process: regulation of transcription by RNA polymerase II.
GACCUUUUUUGUGUAAAAAAUUAUACUGUACUUAUUGCAAGAAUAUCUAUCACUUAAAACAUCUACUAAGUUUUCACAAGAGUAAUUUUCGCAGUCGGGUCUCCGCGAGUGUAGCAGGCAGUCUUUCUGUUUUACCCUCGUGAUCGUCGUCCACUCCGCCUGUGCGAAGGCGGGCUCCUCUUAAAUAAAAGCCGGUGGUCCGGGUUCUUCUUCCUUAUUGGUCAGGUGGGGGUGUUACCUCGCGUGACGCGGAGUCUUGGCAUCCCUUCCUCGCUCGUCUCAGUGAGGUUCUUGCUUGGGAGUCUUGCAGUCUGUCAGUAAGACGACUUGAGUGUGGAAAGUGGCGGACGGGCCGGUGCGCGUACGGUGCCCCGACACCGGUCAUCCUACGGAGGAGGCAAGCUCACUCUCUCUCUCUCUCUCUCUCUCUCUCUCUCUCUCUCUCUCUCUCUCUCUCUCUCUCUCUCAAGCUGUCCCUCUCACGAGCGUCUUCCGUGAUCCACCGUGGGCGCACACGCCUCACACACCUCCCGCGUCCGUCCCGAAGAGCUCGCAAACUCUUGUCACAUUGUCACAGCGUCGGCGCAGUCGAUCUCCGGCUCCAACUUACUCGUCCACGGCGUGUUUUCGGGCCCGAGCCCACUCCGAGAACAACCAAUUUCAGUGCCUUUGCGAGGCCCCUUGGUAAUGCUCAGUGUAGCUGCUCUGCGUGAUGCCUGAUCAUGACAGCGCCGCACUCCUAACCAGACAGACCAAGCGCCGACGAGUGGACAUCGGUGUGAAACGGACCGUGGGUAGUGUCACCGGGAUCCUCCUCGACAACAUGAACCAAUCCCAUAGCCCUGAUCAGGAUGGAGAUUGCUCGCUCAUUGGUCGAGGGCACGGUGGUAGCCACGGCGAUGGGGAGAAAUCCAAUGUUCUGAGGAAGUUAUUGAAGAGGGCCAACUCAUACGAGGAUGCCAUGAUGCCUUUCACCGGGGCAACCAUCAUCUCACAGCUUCUGAAGAACAAUAUGGGGAAGAAUGGAGGGAGUGACUCCGGCUUUCAGGGCAGUGGAGCUCUAUCCAGUGGUGGCUCCGAGAUCCAGGCUGAGGAUGCCUGCAGCAAUUCCUCCUCUCAGGACCGGGACAGCCCGUCCAACUGCCUUUCACCGGGACCUCUCCCUUCGGCCCCGCCGUCAUUCGGACGACCGCUACCUCCUUCCAACCUCAGCUCCCACGCUCAGCCACUGUCCCUCUCCACGUUUGACUUAGACAGGCUGUCGGACGAGCACCUUCGGGCCAAGCGGGCUCGGGUAGAAAACAUCAUUCGCGGCAUGAGUCACUCACCACUGGUCCGACCCAGCACCGGCGACCACAGCCAGGAAAGCAACCGCGACAACGCUAACGAGCACAGAGAGGACAGCAGUAGUCACGGCCACAGACGAAGCGACUGCGCCUCUUCCCUCCUCAGCUCUCCCGCUUCGAGGGCAGCGGGGGUCAUCGCUGGCGAGGCGUACCGGGAAAACAAGAGGAAACAGCGCCUGCCUCAACAGCAACAUAGCUUUGCACAGCUGGUGUGUUCCAGGCAGGAGCAGCGGCAGGAGGAGAGGCGACAGCUCAAACUGCAGCUGGAAGACAUGCAGAAGCAACUGCGCCAACUUCAGGAGAAAUUCUACCAGAUCUACGACUCCGAGACAGAGGAGGAGGAGGAGGAAAACCGCGAGGGUGCCGAGGUGGAACGAGGCGGGGAGAGGGAUGAGGAUGGUAACCUGUCUGAGGACAGUAUCCGCUCCGAUGGCCUAGAGGAGAGGCACAGGGACAGAGGGCGGCGGCGCCAUGACGACCUGUCAGAGCUGGACCCGGGCCUGUUCCUGGACCGGGCCCGAGCCCUACUGCGACAACAGGCCUUGAUGGAUCGAGAGAUGGAGGACGAUGUGGUGGGGAGGGCUGUGGCGGAGGGUGACGAGAGGAACGGAGAGAGGAUGAUGAAGCGGCAAGGGGGGAGGCAGUUAGCGGAAACACUGAAGCAGGAGCUCAACUCUGCCGUCUCGCAGGUUGUCGACACGGUUGUCAAAGGCUUCUCAUCACCCAAGCAGGCCGUCAGCCACCAUCACGGUUGCCACAGCACGCCGGCUGCCCCUUCCUCAUCUUCCAACUCAUCCUCUUCGGGUCCCCUGCCCUUUGGCCCGCUCCCUUCUCUCACCCCGGACCCUCGUUUCGGCGGUGGUGCCUUUGCCCUCAGUCUUCACGGUGAAGGCAGCCCCACCUCCAACUACCACACCUCCAAUCAAAGACUCCACUGCUUCGGCGACAUAAUAGUGCCGAGCCCACUGGACUCGUUCAAUGGUCUGAACGGCAGGCUCAGCGGGGUGCCGACGCCCAACGAUCAAACGGAGGCGCUGCCGCUGGUGGUGCGCAAGAGCGGUGGGAGCAGUGUCAGCGGUGAAGAGAACGGUCCCCCAUCUCUUCCUCCUCCUCCACCACAGCCUCCUCACCACCCCUCCCUCCACCCCUCGCCUCUCACAGCCACUCUUGGGUUCAGCCCUCCAUCUUUCCGCCACCCAUUCCCCCUCCCACUCAUGGGCUACCCCUUUCACAGCCCUCUGGGAUCGCACGGCGGAGGCACAGGCUAUACCCCGGGGCCAAAGGACCACAACCACAUCCACUCCUCCCCAGAUUGCAUGGACAUGACCCGUGAAACUGUAAGCCUGAGAACCAAAAUGGCCACGCUCGGAGGAGGGCACCUUGGUCACCACCCCAACAGGCAGAGCCCCCCGGGUCAACACGGGCCCGAAGGUUUGUCUCUGUCUCUCAUCAAGUCAGAAUGCGGCGACCUGGCAGAUAUGGCCGACAUCUCACCAUACUCAAGCAGCACUAUCCAAGAGGGUUUGUCUCCCAAUCACCUGAAGAAGGCCAAGCUCAUGUUCUUCUACACUCGCUAUCCGUCCUCUAACAUGCUAAAAAUCUUCUUCUCUGACGUCAAGUUCAACCGCUGCAUCACGUCUCAGCUGAUCAAGUGGUUCAGCAAUUUCCGAGAGUUCUACUACAUCCAGAUGGAGAAGUAUGCCCGGCAGGCUAUCAAUGAGGGUGUGACUGGUGUCGAAGAGCUGGCGGUGGGCCGUGACGCCGAACUCUUCAGGGCGCUUAACAUGCACUACAACAAAGCCAACGACUUUGAGGUGCCGGAUCGAUUCCUCGAGGUGGCCCAGGUGACCCUUCGUGAGUUCUUCAACGCCAUUGUGGCUGGCAAAGAUGCGGACCCGUCAUGGAAAAAAGCGAUCUACAAGGUGAUCUGCAAGCUGGACAGCGAAGUCCCUGAGACCUUCAAGUCCCCAAACUGUCUGCAGGAACUGCUGCAUGACUGACAAGGAGGAGGAAGGCAGCAAGCCCGGCCAGUGAAAAUGUGAAACUAAACAUGUUGUUUGAAGGUGUGGUUCGAUGAACCUCGUGACGGAUGUUGAGAUGCGAAGAAGUUCGUCGUGGACAAAGACAACAUUCUUCCCGACGGUCGCAAGAAACAAAUGCACUUAAAGAUGUUCUUCUUCCUGGGCCGUCCAAUGCAUGUUCUUCAUCUUAUUGCGGACAGUGAAUGGAACCAACUAGAAAUAAAGAAGAUAAUAUAUACAUAUGAAGAUCUUUUUAUUGUGGAUGUUUUUAACUGUCAUGGACAUUUAUGAGGGAGGUGGGGGGGAAAAGUGAUGUUUCUGUAUUUUUGCUUUCCUCCUUUGUGCAAACUUACACAGUCUCACAUGCACGCCAACGCACACUUCCCGAUUAGUAAAGCUCGGUAGCAUUCCCGCAAAGCUGUUUCUUUCCCUCCUAUGUUUACAACCGGUUUGUCUCAUUCAGUGUGGCAAGACUUGAUGGCUGUUUGUUUUGAAAGUAUGGCACGUGUCGUCGUCAAGCACCACUGAGUUUAACAUUAGGAAGCCUAUUGUACUUUUUUGUGUGUUUGCAGCUUCAUUUGACAAAUGUUCAUUCCAAAUAUUAACAUUGGAAUAU